UCUUUAUUUGAAGCGUCGCUUUCGAAACCAAACCGAGUGUUUCACUCCCACUCAGAUGUUAAAUUGUCUUUUCUAGUAGUUUUUAUCAAACAUUGCAAGUGGUUGAAAAAACCCAGUAAUGUGAGAGUGAAACUCUUGCUUGUUGUGUUAAGGUUCCAACUUCUAAGAUAUGAAGAAACUAGAUUCUGAACCACACCAUAGUUCAGACCACAAACAACAAGAGAAUGAAGAAGAACAAGAAGAACCUUACGUAGAGCAAACUACUAGCAAAUCCCCUUCACCGCCGCUUCAUUCUCUCUCAGACUCACCGAUUUCCGACGACCAUCGCUCCCUCCCUCUAGUCGCACAACCGCCGGUGGUCACGGCUCACCGAUUCCAGGUUGAGCCAGCGGUCAUCACCAAGGUAGAUCCCGGUGCAGAAGAGGGCUUCGUCGGUGUAAAAGAGGUUGAACGUGAACGAGAACAAUCCGCCACUAGCGAUGGUGGUAACCGGAGAUUAAGACCUGACGUGUCGAGUUUGUUGAGGUCGGAGAAAGUUGUGAAUUUGAAUAAGUUUUUGUUGGGUCUUAGAAUUGGUGGAUUUUUUUUCUGCUUGGUUUCUUUUUCUGUGUUGGUUGCUGAUAGGAAAAAGGGUUGGGCUCUUGACUCUUUCUAUUUGUACAAAGAAUUCAGGUAUAGCUUAUCUGUGAAUGUGAUUGGGUUUGUGUAUUCGGGGUUGCAGAUAUGUGAUCUAGUGAAGUACUUGAUCAGCCGAAAACAUAUAGUGGAGCAUGGACUAAGGGGUUACUUCACUUUUGCAUUGGAUCAGAUCUUGACAUACCUUCUAAUGUCCGCAUCCUCAUCGGCUGCCACUAGAGCUUAUGACUGGGAGUCCAACUGGGGCAACGACAAAUUCCCGUUCAUGGCAAAUGCAUCCGUUGUUUUGUCCUUCAUUGCUUUUGUGGCAUUUGCCUCGGCCUCUCUAGUCUCAGGUUCUAUCCUUUGCAGGUUCUAAUAGUCUAUAAUUUAUAUGAAUACUACAAAUGGAUUGGAAAGUAUCCAAUCUUCUCAGAAAAAAAUACUUUGUACAUAAAGGUAAAUAUUCACAUCUGCUGGUGUUGUUUUUAUAUUGUAAAGAUACAUAGUAUGUCAUGAUUGUUUACAACUUGUUGAGCUAGCAUUACCAUAUCUUGUACUUUUUGUAUUUAUUAAGAUUAUAUGCUGUAGCAUUCUGAAAAUUUUCUUCAAUGCAUGUAGAAUUUUGUAA
Lathyrus oleraceus (garden pea) is the source of this 1246-nucleotide messenger RNA. Its product is annotated as CASP-like protein 4A1. NCBI's taxonomy places the organism in Eukaryota, Viridiplantae, Streptophyta, Magnoliopsida, Fabales, Fabaceae. Bases 170 to 994 code for a protein of 274 amino acids. The record is from RefSeq and is a predicted model, not a curated record. The transcript is spliced from 3 exons.